UGAUCCUGAUCCUGCUUCCAGCCUUCAGAAAUCUCAUCCCUUCGGAUUUCUAGAACAUUCUACGAAAACUUGCAAACCAUUCAAUCGAUGGAUCAUAAAAUUUCCUCUGUUUUUCUUUUCUCCCCCACAUAAUUUUCCCAGGAAACAAACAGUGUCAGCGGCCCUCUCAUUUCCAAUCAAUCAAAAUGCCUAUGGCUGCUCUAGUGAGCUCUCUCCUUCAGUCUCCAGCCCAGAUCUCCCAUUUUGAUUCUUCUUAUGGGUUUUUUUCGCCAUCCAGAAUCCGUCGGACUGCACCCAAUAUCGGGCUCAAGAGUUCCCGCCGGCGGCCUCUGCUUUCCGACGACGGCCGACCCAGAAGAAGCUUCUCGCUGAAGUCAGCUUCCGACAAUGUUUACUCGGAUCCUGCGGCGGCCUCUCCGUCUAUUGAUGGCGAAGACAAGGCCAACUCUGAGCUUCUUGCAUCCUUGAAGCUCAAGCUACUGAGUGCAGUUUCAGGGUUAAAUAGAGGUCUUGCUGCAAACGAGGAUGAUUUACAGAAGGCAGAUGAGGCUGCCAAAGAGAUUGAAGCUGUUGGAGGGCCUGUGGACCUUUCAGUUGAUCUUGACAGAUUGCAAGGGAGAUGGAAACUUAUAUACAGCAGCGCAUUCUCAUCUCGUACUUUAGGCGGAAGUCGACCGGGACCUCCCACGGGAAGGCUACUUCCCAUUACUCUUGGUCAGGUUUUUCAGCGGAUCGACAUCAUCAGCAAAGAUUUUGAUAACAUAGUGGAGCUUGAGUUAGGUGCUCCAUGGCCUUUACCCCCAGCUGAAGUCACUGCAACAUUGGCUCACAAGUUUGAAGUCAUAGGGUCUGCUAAGAUUAAGAUAACUUUUGAGAAAACGACUGUUAAAGCAACUGGGAACUUGUCACAGCUUCCACCGUUGGAAAUACCUCGGAUUCCUGAUGCGUUAAGGCCUCCAUCUAACACCGGAAGUGGCGAUUUUGAAGUCACUUACCUUGACAGUGACACCCGGAUCACCAGAGGAGACAGAGGAGAACUCAGGGUGUUUGUUAUCUCAUAAUAUUAUACUACUGUCAUGGUGCAUUGCCUUUGCUGUAUCCACCUCAAGUUCAAACAUCUCAUACACGGUAUCGCAGUUUUACCAUCAACCGUUGUUCAUUGACUCUUGGAUACCGACUCAAACUCAGAGAUCAAGUUCUGUAGCCAUAGUUAGGAAGAGGAAAACAGAAAGUCUCCGAAUUUUUACAUUGUUCACUGUAAGUAGUUUCAUUUCCAGCCAUUCUGAAAUGUAAAGUGGUUAAUAGUCCAUCCGUCUUUUCCGCUUUGAUCGUGACGUUUCAGAUAUCGAAGCUUUUAAGUUACAAAACAUAACUCUAAUGAUGUUAUAAAGCCAAAUCCAUUGCGGGCUCUUAUGACAGCUUAAA
Messenger RNA from Momordica charantia (bitter melon), 1425 nucleotides. RefSeq names its product Plastid-lipid associated protein PAP / fibrillin family protein (gene FIB4). Lineage: Eukaryota; Viridiplantae; Streptophyta; Magnoliopsida; Cucurbitales; Cucurbitaceae. The record is from RefSeq and is a predicted model, not a curated record.